AUGCAGAACAGUUCCCUCGGGCCGUGGAUGGUAUUCUUAGAAAGUCACUACGUCGAUGACUACUUGGAUAGCUUCGGUAGUGUCGAGGAAGCGAAGCAGGUAGCGGAAGAUGUGCAAAGUGUGCACCGUGAUGGAGGUUUCAAUCUACGUAACUGGAAAUCAAACUGUAAUGAAAUUCCGCGACAUCUGGGAGAAACUAAAGCAGUUGACAGCAAGAACUUAUACAUUGGAGUUGGUGAAGCAACGGAACGAGUCCUAGGAAUGCUCUGGAAGCCAACUGUGGAUGAGCUCUGCUUUUCUACACGAAUGAGCGACGAGGUACGAGCUCUAAUCGAAAGGGGUGACGUGCCAACCAAACGACAGGUACUUCGCUGCGUGAUGACGCUGUUUGAUCCGCUCGGACUGCUUGCGCCGUUUCUCAUACACGGUAAGGUCCUGAUUCAGGAUUUGUGGCGCGCAGGAACCGAUUGGGAUGAAGCUAUUGGAGACGUGUCCUACGACCGUUGGAGAAAAUGGGUGGAAAUGAUUGAGUUCGUGUCUACAAUAAGAAUCCCGAGAUGCUACUUUCCUCGAGCAAACGAACAAACCUACAAACGGGGCCAACAGCACGUCUUCGUAGAUGCGAGUCCAACGGCGUACUCCUGUGCAGUUUACUUUCGUGUCAAGGAUGAAAAGGGAGUUAUACGCUGCUCCCUGGUAUCUGGGAAAGCUAAGGUUGCCCCUCUUAAGCCUAUGUCUAUCCCAAGACUUGAGCUUCAAGCUUGUGUUCUUGGAACACGCAUGCUAAAAUUUGUGCAGGAAAAUCACACAAUAAGUGUUGUAAGGCGGAUUCUGUGGACCGAUUCCACUACAGCCUGGCACUGGAUACGAUCGGAUCCCCGUAAUUUCAAGCCAUUCGUAGCUCACCGUGUGGGAGAAAUACUGGAGAACACGAAUGCUACGGAAUGGAGGUGGAUACGGUCACACUCUGCUGACGAAGCAACCAAAUGGGGAUGUGGUCCAUACUUUUCAGAAGAGAGCCAAUGGUUCGACGGGCCGAAAUUCUUACUGAAAUCCGAGUGUGAUUGGCCAUGCUCUACACCACCUUCUGUGAACAUCCCAGAAGAAAUUCGACCAUCUGUGCUGCAUCACGCUACAGUCGAGCGUAUUAUAUAUUUUGAGAGGUUUUCAUCUUGGGAUCGAUUGAAUCGUGCCGUUGCCUACACUUUUUUCGCAUAA
Toxorhynchites rutilus septentrionalis is the source of this 1218-nucleotide messenger RNA. RefSeq lists its product as uncharacterized. Bases 1 to 1218 code for a protein of 405 amino acids. NCBI's taxonomy places the organism in Eukaryota, Metazoa, Arthropoda, Insecta, Diptera, Culicidae. The transcript has a single exon. The record is from RefSeq and is a predicted model, not a curated record. Gene Ontology annotation, molecular function: nucleic acid binding.